UAGAAUAUAUACGUCAUCAUCUUUAAACUCUUUGAUGACUUUAUCUCAUCGCUGCUAUAAAAGUUCUGCGCUUCACUGUGAAUUCAUACCAAGACCAAGAAAGACUUUGCGUGUGUUGCCUUCGUUGCAUUGCGACUUCCUUCCUUCCUUCCUUCCUUCCUUCCUUCCUUCCUUCUGAGCAGAAACCUGAGCAGGUGACAAUGCGGUGCCUCCUUUGGCCGUUUGCCCUCCUGGGAGCGCUUUGCAGCAGUGGUCCGGCGAGCGCUCUGGAGAUCGGCGUGAACGGCGAGCACUACCACGCCGCCAGGGGGUCAAAUGUCCAGCUGGCCUGCCCGUACACUCACACCGUGACCACCACGCAGUACACAGAGAUCAUGUGGAGUAUUGUGUCCGGACCAGAAGAGAGGCACGUCAUUUGGUUCACCGACGGCCACUUGUAUCCUGAUCUGGACAAAGCACUGGAGGGCAGGGUCCACUUCACAUCGUUCGAUCCCCACAACGGAGACGCUUCCAUCAUCAUCAGAGACCUUCGUCUCUCAGACUCCGGGACGUACCGGUGCUUCGUGAAGAAGUUACCGGAACUGGACCUUAAGAGCGUGGAGCUGACUGUCAUGGAGGCGCCCGGUAGGCCUCAGUGCAGUGUGGACGGGGAACUUGCGGGAGGCGACGACGUGACGCUGAAAUGCAAAUCCUCGCACGGCAGCCACCCUCUGAGGUACACCUGGGCCAAGACCAGCGGAAACCAGGUCUUGCCUGCUAAUGCCGUCGUUGACACCGUGGGAGGCACCUUGCGUGUGGACAACACCAGCGAGCGGGACUGCGGGCACUAUCGUUGCACGGCGGACAGCAUGGUGGACACCCAACACUGCGAGCUUGUCCUCAAGUGUCCGCCGCUGUCCCAACCACACACCGACGUCGACAGUCCGCAGUUGCUUUCGACCACCGCAGUCGCCUCCAUUGCUAUCGUCGUCACCAUCAGCGUGGUCGGCCUUAUCGCCAUCGCCGCUGCCUUCUACUGGCACCGAAAAAAGAAGACAUUAUUGGAACCCAGCAACACAAUAGCUAUAUAAUAGAUGCGCUUCCCGUUCCAAGCAUAAAGAUAUCUGUUGUAUUUUGGACUUUUUAGUCUUUUAUUGGGUGGCACGGUGCUCGACUGGUUAGAGCGUCAGCCUCACAGUUCUGAGGACCGGGGUUCAAUCCCCGGCCCCGCCCGUGUGGAAUUUGCAUGUUCUCCCCGUUCCUGCGUGGGUUUUCUCCGGGCACUCCGAUUUCCU
Messenger RNA from Phyllopteryx taeniolatus (common seadragon), 1274 nucleotides. Its product is annotated as coxsackievirus and adenovirus receptor homolog. The transcript has 2 exons. Bases 201 to 1070 code for a protein of 289 amino acids. Gene Ontology annotation, cellular component: basolateral plasma membrane; bicellular tight junction; intercalated disc. NCBI's taxonomy places the organism in Eukaryota, Metazoa, Chordata, Actinopteri, Syngnathiformes, Syngnathidae. Gene Ontology annotation, biological process: homotypic cell-cell adhesion. The record is from RefSeq and is a predicted model, not a curated record. Gene Ontology annotation, molecular function: cell adhesion molecule binding.